AUGGCUUCAGAACCUCCAACUGUACAUGCUGAGCAAUCCGAAAGACGAUCCGUUCGCAACCACCUGCCGAUAGCCGAACGCGCUCAUUUUGACCAGCCCAAAACUACCAAAGCCCUGUGCGAUGCUGUAAUCGCUCGCUACUCUUCCCCUUCCACUGCAGCUCUCGGCCGCCUUAUACUGCCCUACCUGUUUCCCGAGCUGUCCUCCUUUGCGACCGUAGCGGACCUCAUUACCCACCUUCGCACUAGUGACACGCGCUACCGCGCUGCCCUCCCAGCCGAGAGCGUCCCAAAGAAUGAGCCCCCGAUUUACACCACACUCUACUUUAUAGUCACCCGCCUCCCUGACUCUCUUCGCGCAGUCAGGGACCACUUUCUCGCCCUUAACCCCACCAAACUCACUAUCGACCUGCUUGAGGAGCACCUCCUUGCCGCUGAGACUAGUGUAGUCGCUGUAGGUGCUACUCGUGGCACUCCUCGCACGCCCUUCUUUGAGGGGUGCUCCCCCUCCCCCCUUGCCCCCUCUGUUGCUUCUGCUGCUGCUGUCGACUUCCUUGGUGCUAAGGAGGUCGGUGCUGCUUCUGCUCCUAGUGGGAAGCGCCGCAGCGGCAAGGGCAAGGGAGGCAAGAGCGGUAGGGGUGGUGGCGGGGGGGGUGGUAGUGGAGGCGGUGGAGGCGGUGGAGGUGGGGCCGGUGGCGGUGGGAGUGGUGGCGGGAGUGGUGGAGUCGGUGGCGGCGGUGGCGGCGGUACUGGGGGUGGUGGUGGACGUCGCGGCGGCAGUGGGAGUGGUGGCGGCGGUAGUGGCAGUGGAGGGGGUAGUGGCGGCGGCAGUGGUGGUGGUCGGGCUGGAGCCGGCAACCACGCUGGUCAGACGUGUGGGAAGUUUCACACUCAGCAUCGCUGUUUCUCCCGCCUAGACGACGCUUGGCGCACUAAGUAUGGCGAUGAGGCUGAGAUGCCCCGCUGGGCAGAGCUGCUUAGGGAUGGUGUUGAUAUCUUUGCUCUUGGCUAUGAUGCUAUUCUUGCUGGCAUGAAUGCUAUGACUACUAGUGCUGAGGGUGACUGUUACUUGUGUGUGCCGCCUGACCCAGGUAUAGAGGCUGCUGCUCUAGGUGCUAGUGAGUCUGCUCUCUCUGGUACUGCGCCUGCUGAGGCCUUGCACACCUUCACGCUUGACUCAGCGUGUGGCGAUCUGUACGUGCUCCCGGACUGGCCGUCACCUGGCCUUGUUCACCGGUCGACCUGGGUCGAGUCUGUACACUCUGACUACUGCGCCGACUCAGGUCGCUGCGUCUGCUCAAGUGUCCGCGUCAGGUCUCUGCCUGCCCUCCCUCCCUCGCCUGCGCCGCCUUGCAUUCCUUGCGUCGAGGGGCGGCAACGCGCCGCUCCUCACUCCUCCGAGUUUCCCCCGACGACUGCUCCCUUGCAGACUCUCCACAUGGACGUGUGGGGCCCAGCCCGCAUCAGUGGACAGAGCCACGAGCGGUACUUUCUGCUGGUUGUUGACGACUACUCGCGUUACACCACGGUCUUCCCCUUGCGCAGCAAUGGGGAGGUCCCUGAUGUCCUGAUCCCCUAG
This is a messenger RNA of Closterium sp. Yama58-4, 1578 nucleotides long. NCBI's taxonomy places the organism in Eukaryota, Viridiplantae, Streptophyta, Zygnematophyceae, Desmidiales, Closteriaceae. The record is from the annotation of a GenBank genome assembly.